Messenger RNA from Aspergillus uvarum CBS 121591, 935 nucleotides. RefSeq lists its product as uncharacterized. The record is from RefSeq and is a predicted model, not a curated record. The coding region runs from base 332 to 835 and encodes 167 amino acids. Lineage: Eukaryota; Fungi; Ascomycota; Eurotiomycetes; Eurotiales; Aspergillaceae. The transcript has 2 exons.
GUGACAUCCCGGUCCUCGGAAGCGCCGUCAACUCUCCUUGGCGCUAAAUCCAAUUGCUUGAUAUCUCGAUAUUUCGAUCGACUGUGGCCGUUACCUCUGCGACGUCUCAGACCCUAUAGGCACGUCUAGAGACACACGGCGCGGAGUUAGAGGCUGGCGCCAUCCGAAAUUAAUAAUUUACAAAACGAGGUGUACAAUUUGUGCUCUUUCACCUAUCUCUUGGACUUCUCGGUUGUCAACCCCGGAUUCUCCUGGCCAGGGAACGACUUUUUUUAAAACAAAACUUCACCCCCUGUCGACUUGUCACAAAGCCUCUUUUUUAUCCUCGUGCAUGGUGUAUGUUCCAAACGUGGUAGCCUGCUUAGUUCACACGCUCAUUCUCACUGCAUCGUUCCUUCUGUGCUAUUGUCUGCAUUGUCGUGCGUCCGCAUAUCUUACCAGGUUCAAUUUGAUCAUUUGCCGGGCUUCAAGAAUCUCUAAUCGUCCCCCACCUCUUGAUCGCCCCAUCACUUUUUCUCAGUCUCAUACCUUCGUCCACUGCCUUGUUCUGGAUUGUUUGUGGUUCUUUCGGCCGGUUUAUACAUCCUUAUUCAUCAACACUAGUUCUGUGUUUCUGUUCCGCCAAACACUUAGAGGCGUGCGAAAGCCGUUCUUCUGGGCCAGGCCGACACGCAAUCCAUACUAUAUAUUGUGUCGCAAAACAAGAGUAUCAGCGUCUGUCGCCGAACAUCGAUUUUCAAGGGACUACUGCUGUUUCUCCUCCCUCUUUCGCUACGCUAGAGGAGAACUGGCUGAGCAGAAGGGUAGGAAGCCAAAUUCGGAAGGACAAGCUUGACUCACAAGUGUGCUAUUCGGAAAUGGUCGACUUGUCAUGGAAUACUGGAAUGACAGCAGACUCGAGACCCUCGGCAAUGAAACCACCAGCGCCGACCAUG